This is a messenger RNA of Haemonchus placei, 543 nucleotides long. Lineage: Eukaryota; Metazoa; Nematoda; Chromadorea; Rhabditida; Trichostrongylidae. The record is from the annotation of a GenBank genome assembly.
AUGGCAGCGACUUCGGAGGGUCCAAGUCAACUUUUUGUUGGCUCGUUACCUGUUACAUUAUUGCAGCCGAACAAAAAUGGACCUGACUCGCUGUUUUCUCAGGAGUACCGCAUUGAAAUCAGCCGACCAGAUGACUUUGAAUUUUUGUACGCGGAAGGCAUUACUCGGACGAAAUAUCAGACGUUAGCAAAAACAUGGAAUCUUAACGUUGAUUUCGACGACUUUCCUGCUCGAAUAGUUCGCUUACUUCGAGAACGUGUUGGAGCUACUUCACCUCAGCCGAGUACCAUACUGAAUUUUCGUUUCUGUAGCAGCCCUAAGCUGGCGGUAGUUCAGAGCCAGUGUUCAAAGCGACCUCUACUUACGGUAGUUUGGUAUUUUCAGUUGGAACGGGAUGAACGUGAUUCCGCUCUGAGUACAAUUGAGCAUUUGAAAGACGAAUUGGCUGAUGCAGAGAAGAAAGUACGAGAACUCGAAGAAGAUCUCGAUCAAUGUGAAGAAGAGUGUGAAGAGCUCGAAGGAAAGGUGUGUUCGGUCUUUUAA